GGAUCGCCGCAACACUACGACCCUCGGGCCAAUGCAGUCACGCCGGCCCGAACGCCUGUUGCUGCCUCUUAGUUCGCUAGUCUUCAUACUUUUCAACGCUUCAGUACCCAAACACGUAACUAGCCAAAGCGCUUAUCACGACCCAGUGGAAAUGACGCGCCUCGCCGGCGGCAGCAACAGCCACAGCAACGCGCAAGGGGCUGCGGCGGCCUCUGAGCCACCAGCCGCGACUGAGGGCUACUCGGGCCUGCAGCGCAUGGACCUGACCUCAUUCGGCCUGCCCACUCAGGGAGCAGGUGGUGGGAGCGGCGAGGGCGGCCCGCCCGCGGGUGCGGUGGCGGCGAUGGCGCACCGCACCCCGCCCGAGGCGCUGCCGGAGGUGCCACUGGGGGAGGGCGGCGAGGCGAUGCGGCAGCAGCUGCGGGGCGCAGACCUGACCGGCUGGGGGCUGCCGCCGGGAGGCAGCACCAGCAGUAGCAGCAACGGCGGUGGCAGCAGCAUGUCUGGGGGCGCCGGCGCGGGCGAGACGGGAGGUGCGGCUGCAGGCAGCGGCGGGGUGACUGGUGCCCUGGGUGGCAUUGCGACUGCGGGCAUAGAGGCGGUGGAUGUGGGCGAGCAGGCGCAGGUGCAGCCGCAGGGUGGUGGUGGCGGGGUUGGCCACGGCCUGACCGGUGCGUAUGAGGCGAUCCGGCGUACUGUGCAGGAGGGCGCAUGAGGGCCGGGCGGCAUUUGCACACAGGAAUGCACUAUGCGGCUGUAUUGGUGUGGGUAGCUUGCUGCUGCUAUAGACUGUGCACACGCGACCGCGUGUGUUUCCAGACCCUGCCAAACCAACACCGUGUAAACCCCACGCAAG
Molecule: messenger RNA, 856 nt
Organism: Chlamydomonas reinhardtii
Lineage: Eukaryota; Viridiplantae; Chlorophyta; Chlorophyceae; Chlamydomonadales; Chlamydomonadaceae
Exons: 1
Coding region: 152-715 (187 amino acids)
Source: RefSeq, a predicted model, not a curated record